UGUAAUUCUCUCAGCUCCCCAUCUCUCUCUAGAAAAUUUUAGAGGGGAAAAACAAAAUUAUAUAUAAAGUUUCAGUUGGAAGAGGGGCAUUGAAUGAGGGAACCCAGAAGCCCAAAUUUUUAGGUAGGAUUUAGAUUUUUUGUUGUUGUUCUUCAACAGUUUGGUUUGAUUAGCGCUAAAAUUUCCAACUCGGACCACUGAGCAAUGUCGUCGCUCGACAUUGACGGGAUUUUGGUUAACACGAAGGAGCUCGAUCGGCUCCGGAAGGAGCAGGAGGUUGUUGUUCUCGAGAUUAACAAGAUGCACAAGAAACUCCUCGCCACUCCGAAGGUGGUUGAGAAGCCUGGGGAUAAUUCAUUGUCAAAACUGAAGCAUUUAUAUACUCAAGCAAAACAGCUUUCAGAGGAUGAAGUGAGCGUUUCCACAACCUUAUUGGGCCAACUUGAAACUUUGCUACCCGCUGGACCUCCUGGGCAACCAAGGAGAAGGAUAGAGAAAGCGAAGAGAAUGAAGGCAGAUCCAGAUAAUGCUCGGCUUUCACCUGCCAUGAGAAACCUUGAGGCUUGUGCUAAUCUGAAGGAUGAACAGGUGGCAGCCAGGGUGACACCAGAUGGGGCUGAGAAGGAUGAAUGGUUUAUUGUAAAAGUGAUGCACUUCGAUAAGGAGACAAAACUAUUUGAAGUACUAGAUGAAGAGCCAGGCGAUGAAGAUGAAGGUGGAGGGCAGAGAAAAUACAAGUUACCAAUGUCAGCCAUCAUUCCUUUUCCAAAACGAAAUGAUCCUUCUACUGUCCCUGAAUUCCUACCUGGAAGACGCGUUUUAGCUGUUUAUCCAGGAACAACCGCUCUUUAUAGGGCAACGGUUGUCAACGGUCAUCGCAAGAGGAAGACAGAUGAUUACUUGUUGGAAUUUGACGACGACGAGGAAGACGGGUCGUCGACGUUGCCCCAGAGAACAGUACCCUUUCAUAAGGUGGUGGCCUUGCCUGAAGGACUUCGCCAGUAAGCUGCCUGUAUUUAUAUUUGUGAAUAAAAUAUAAGGUUGUAAAUCGUAGACUAAAAAUUCUGCAUUCUCUACUUAACAUUUGUGUUUAAAUUUGAGAGAUGACAAUGUAUGCAAUUUCUCUUCACACUUUGCCUUCUCAUGAUGAGUUAUUGGUGAUCCUUUUUCAAUGCUUGGAGGAAUGCCAAUACUAUGUCUUCUCA
Messenger RNA from Cucurbita pepo subsp. pepo (vegetable marrow), 1205 nucleotides. Its product is annotated as SAGA-associated factor 29 homolog A. Gene Ontology annotation, cellular component: SAGA complex. NCBI's taxonomy places the organism in Eukaryota, Viridiplantae, Streptophyta, Magnoliopsida, Cucurbitales, Cucurbitaceae. The record is from RefSeq and is a predicted model, not a curated record.